CGUCAACUCCUCCCUAUUCCAUUCCCUUUUCUCCUCCUCCUCCUCCUCCUCACCGCCGGCGGCGAGCGGCCGGCCGGCGAGCAGAGCAGAGCAGAGGAGAGAGCCGACCUCCAUCUGGGCUCCAAUCGAAGCUGAAGGUAUCCGCUUUCCCCUCCUCCGCGCCUCGUCGUAGUUUGGGCAAAAGAAGUUUUGAUUUUUUUUAUUUAUUUUGGGUGCUGAGGAAGAGUGUAAUUAAGCUGUGAGGAUUGAGAAGAUGGAUGGAGGUGGGACGCCGGAUGGGGAUCCGGUGCCGGACAUGGACAUGCUCAUGCUGUCAUCAGCGCUCGAUGGCCUCGACAGCUACACCGACCUCGUCGCGGGUUCAUCGGUAGCCGACAGCAUCUUCUCAGCUCUUACCUGUUUCCCACCAUCACAAGAACGAUUGCUGCACGUCUCGACUCCUGUGGGUUCUAAUUCUAGGCAAGAUGAUUCUGAUGUUUCCAUCACUAAGGAGGGUACAACAACAAGAAGAGGUGAUUGCGCCGCCGGAUUAGCUUCAGGUGAGCCGGUGGCCGCGGGAAUUGGCUCUGUCCCGAAGCCGUUCGACGGCGUCACACUGACGGAGAGGAUGCUCAGGGCGCUUGCGAUGCUCAAAGAGGCGUCGGGUGGCGAAGCGAUCCUUGUGCAGGUCUGGAUGCCUGUGAGGAAUGGGGAGCAGCAUGUGCUGACUACCUCUGACCAGCCGUUCUUGCUCGAUCAGAAGCUUACGGGAUACAGGGAAGUCUCCAGGCAGUUCACAUUCUCGGCUGAAGAAGGACCCGGUCUGUUCCCCGGAUUGCCCGGCCGGGUUUUCAUGUCCGGCAUGCCAGAGUGGACGUCGAAUGUGAUGUACUAUCAUGGCUCGGAGUAUUUGAGGGUUGAUUAUGCUAGGCGCCACGAGGUCCGUGGAUCCCUUGCGAUGCCGGUUUUCAACUCAAGUGGUGGGUCUUGCUGUGCAGUGUUAGAAGUAGUAAUGACACGAGAGAAGGAUAACUUUUGCUUAGAGAUGGUCAAUGUUUCGAAUGCUCUGCAGUCUGUUCAGUUAAGCACUGUCAAUGCAUGGAGACAUUCUCAGAGCUAUUCAAGGGACCAGAAAUUAGCAUUGAUGGAAAUAUUCGAUGUUCUGCAAGCUGUUUGUCAAGCACACUUGCUACCUUUGGCACUUGCAUGGAUUCCAGUUUGCUCCAAAAGAGAUGUGCUUGUGUCAGUAGAAUAUGGUGCAAAUUUUGGUAAAAGGAACAAAGAAGUGCUUUGCAUAGAGGAAUCUGCAUGUUAUGUCAAUGACACGAGAAUGCGUGAUUUUGUCCAAGUCUGUGCUGAACACCCCCUUGAGAAAGGACAAGGUGUCGCUGGAAAUGCAUAUUUAUCAAAUAAUCCCUUCUUCUCAUCUGAUGUGAAGGAUUAUGAUAUGCACGCUUAUCCACUUGUCAAUCAUGCCCGUAAAUUUGGUCUUCAUGCUGCUGUUGCAAUUAGGCUGCAGAGCACAUACACCAAAAAUGAUGACUAUGUGCUUGAGUUUUUUCUUCCAGUCUUGUGCAAAGGUGGUGGAGAACAACAGCUCUUACUUGACAGCAUAUCUGCGACUAUGCGGAGAGUAUGCAAAAGUCUGAGAACUGUUUCAGAUGCUGAGUUGAAGGAAGAUGUUACAAGAAAGCCAUCAAAUGAAAAUCGAUCAGGAACAAGAUGCCCUUCACCUGUUAACCUUAUUUAUUCAGGCCGAGAAAUUGAUGUAUCGAAUGAAACAAAAACAAAUACGCCUUUGGAAUAUCAGAUAGAGGGCAUUGAUGAACAACUAUCAGAUACAAAAAGUACUAACAAGUUAAUAAAGUGUAGCAAUGCAUCCGACGGAGAGAAAAGACGCAGCUCAACAGAGAAGAGUGUUAGCUUAAGUGUCCUCCAGCAGUACUUCUCUGGCAGCCUGAAAGAUGCUGCAAAGAGUAUUGGUGUUUGUCCUACUACGCUGAAAAGGAUAUGCAGACAACAUGGAAUAUCAAGGUGGCCAUCUCGUAAGAUAAAGAAGGUAAACCGAUCCCUAAAGAAGAUCCAGAACGUCAUAAGUUCAGUACAUGGAGUCGAGGGAGUGCUGAAAUAUGAUCCUUCCACUGGAUGCCUUGUUUCAUCUGUUUCCCCUUCCAUAGAGCCUGUAUUGAUGAAUGUUGAACACAAAGGUUCUGAUCCCCUACCUAUUGAAUCUGAACUUCCACAUUUGAACUUCGAACCUGACUGUGAUGCAUAUCGAAGAGAACAUGCAGGCCAAGAUGUACUCCACAAACUGCAGAAUAAGCAAAAUGGUGAAAUUAAUUUUGACAUGGACGAUGGAGAAUUAUUUCGAAACUCACAUUCUACCAGAACAUUGAGUGGGGCAUUCUGUGAGGAUAUGCCAAAUGGUUUAUAUGUUGCAAGGGAAAUGACUUGUGUUGCGAAAACUGGCACGAGGACGGAGAGACUGGAGCACAAACCAUCAUCAAGGGAUUCUUUUUCUGCGCCACAAGAAUACAGAAUGGAGAGUGAGACUGACAAGAGCAAUAAGAAUUCCAAACAAAGCCUACCGUCCUCUUCCAGCAUGACAGAUUGCUCCACAUCAAGCGGCGAAACUUUCAAGAGCAUCAAGAGUCAGUCAGCUAACGAAAGCAACAAAACCGUCGUCGUAAAGGCGAGCUACAAGAAUGACACCAUAAGGUUCAAAUUGCUACCAUCCAUGAAAUACGAGCAGCUGCUCGAGGAAAUAGCGAAGAGGCUGAAACUGUCAAUUGGCCUAUUUCAGCUCAAGUACAAAGACGAUGAGGGUGACUGGGUGAUUUUAGCGAGCGAUGCGGAUCUCCAGGAAUGCCUCGAGAUACUUGACACCACCAGGUUGCGUAUCUUGAAGCUUCAGGUGCAAGAUGUUGUGUGUCCUAUCGGAAGUUCGUCAGGUAGCUGCUCCAUGUUACGUCCAUAGGUUAGGAUACUACUACAAAUGCAAAAAAUGAGAAACCAAUCGUGGAGUUCUACUUAUUUUGAGUAAUUGUACAAAAGGACGUAGGUAUCUUGAGGAAAGCUAAGGUGCUAGUUUUGGUUUAUGAUCUUGAAUAUUCACAGUAUGGUGCUUUGAAACAUGUACAUAUUUAUGAAACCCGGUGCAAUAGAGUCGAAGGAUGUUUGCAAAUUUUGCUUUUUCACUA
This is a messenger RNA of Oryza sativa Japonica Group (Japanese rice), 3179 nucleotides long. Its product is annotated as protein NLP2-like. NCBI's taxonomy places the organism in Eukaryota, Viridiplantae, Streptophyta, Magnoliopsida, Poales, Poaceae. Gene Ontology annotation, molecular function: DNA-binding transcription factor activity; protein binding. The record is from RefSeq and is a predicted model, not a curated record.